AUGCGGAAAAGUACCUUCCGACCUCAGCUCCUGAACUACAACGAGCUCAUCUCCGCCGCGGCAAACAUGCAUGAUGUCAACUCAGCGGUGGCCUGGUUUGACCAUCUGGAGAAGGAGAAUCUACAACCCAAUGUUAUAUCCUUCAACGCAGUGCUCAGCGCAGCAGCCAAGAAAGGUGCCCUAGACAUCUCCGUGGCACUCUAUCAUCGGAUGGAGGCGGCAUCCGUCCAGCCAGAUUCUUAUACCUUCAACACUCUCAUUAGUGCUGGAGCACGGGCAGGGUCUGGAAUUUCCGCAGCUGGAGAGUGGCUGCAAAUCAUGAAGUCUGCGUGCAUCAAGCCGAACGAAGCAACGUACAACGCACUGAUGGAUGUGGCUGCCAAGCACCAGGAGUCGCUGGCCGCAGAGCGCUGGUUCGGCGAGCUUGUGGCCGAGGGAUGGCGACCUUCGGCCGUCUCCUGGAAAACGCUUGUAGCUGCCAGCGUCAACUGCGGAGACCUGCCUUCUGCAGAGAAGUCGCUGAAAGCGAUGGCUGCCAACAACUUUCAGCCAGAUGCGGCACUUUGUUUCAAAGAGUUAUGA
Messenger RNA from Symbiodinium pilosum, 582 nucleotides. The record is from the annotation of a GenBank genome assembly. NCBI's taxonomy places the organism in Eukaryota, Dinophyceae, Suessiales, Symbiodiniaceae.